CUCGGCUGCAGUCAGCUGAUAUAAGUCCCAGACACACACAGAGGGAACAGAACAUUCAGAUCACAACACAACUCAACACACCACACAGGAACACACAGUCCCUGACAGCUGCUCCUCCUGCUCCUCCUGCUCCUCCUGCAGACAUGAGGAGUCUCCUCCUGGUCGUGUUUGCAGCUUUAGCGCUGAACGGAGACGCGUUGAUCCGAAUUCCUCUGACGAAGUUCCGUUCCAUCAGACGUGAGCUGACGGACUCGGGGAAACCAGUGGAGGAGCUGGUUUCUGACCAUCACUCCCUGAAGUACAACACUGGCUUCCCCUCCAGCACCAAGCCCACGCCAGAGACCCUGAAGAACUACCUCGACGCUCAGUAUUAUGGAGACAUCUCCCUGGGGACCCCCCCUCAGACGUUCAGUGUGGUGUUCGACACCGGCUCCUCCAACCUGUGGGUUCCCUCCGUCCACUGCUCCCUCUUGGACAUCGCCUGCUUGCUCCACCACAAAUAUAACUCCGCCAAGUCCAGCAGCUACGUGAAGAACGGCACCGCCUUCGCCAUCCAGUAUGGAUCUGGCAGCUUGUCGGGCUUCCUCAGUCAGGACACGUGCACAAUCGGAGACCUGACCGUGGAGAAGCAGGUCUUUGGAGAAGCCACCAAACAGCCCGGCGUGGCUUUCAUCGCCGCCAAGUUUGACGGGAUCCUCGGCAUGGCCUACCCACGCAUCUCUGUGGACGGCGUGGCUCCGGUCUUUGACAACAUCAUGAGCCAGAAGAAGGUGGAGGAGAACGUCUUCUCCUUCUACCUGAACAGGAACCCAGACACGGCGCCCGGCGGCGAGCUGCUGCUGGGAGGAACCGACCCAAAGUACUACACUGGAGACUUCCAGUACCUCAACAUCUCCCGCAAGGCCUACUGGCAGAUCCACAUGGACGGGAUGGGGGUGGGCAGUCAGCUGACUCUGUGUAAGGACGGCUGCGAGGCCAUCGUGGACACGGGGACGUCUCUGAUCACCGGCCCGGCCGCCGAGGUCAAGGCCCUGCAGAAAGCCAUCGGAGCCACGCCACUGAUCCAGGGAGAGUACAUGGUGAGCUGUGACAAGAUCCCCACGCUCCCAGUCAUCACCUUCACCCUGGGUGGACAGAGCUACAGUCUGACUGGGGACCAGUACGUCCUCAAGGUGUCUCAGGCUGGGAAGGUCAUUUGUCUGAGCGGCUUCAUGGGCCUGGACAUCCCCGCCCCCGCCGGGCCCCUGUGGAUUCUGGGAGAUGUUUUCAUCGGCCAGUACUACACUGUGUUCGACCGAGACAACGACCGGGUGGGCUUUGCUAAGUCCAAGUGAGAAGACGCUGAGAGAGGAGUGUGAGAGCUGCACACGUUUCUGUGGCUUUGCAGUCAGAGAGCUUCAGAGACAGGUUCUGAUCCGGGAGAGGUGAUGUGUCUGAUCUGGGAUCAGCUGAUUGUAUCGGUACUGCUCCGUGUAAUGAGCCCUUCUUUUUAAAUCAGGGAUUUGUUUUAAACUUUUAAUUUGGAUUUUAGGAGGAAGUGUUUGACUACUGACAGUUUGAUGAUUCUUCAUGUGAUUUGGCUCAAUAAAGACUUUUUAAAAGCUC
Molecule: messenger RNA, 1605 nt
Organism: Pleuronectes platessa (European plaice)
Lineage: Eukaryota; Metazoa; Chordata; Actinopteri; Pleuronectiformes; Pleuronectidae
Gene: ctsd
Product: cathepsin D
Exons: 9
Coding region: 144-1334 (396 amino acids)
Biological process (GO): proteolysis
Cellular component (GO): lysosome
Molecular function (GO): aspartic-type endopeptidase activity
Source: RefSeq, a predicted model, not a curated record